Molecule: messenger RNA, 4850 nt
Organism: Panonychus citri (citrus red mite)
Lineage: Eukaryota; Metazoa; Arthropoda; Arachnida; Trombidiformes; Tetranychidae
Product: dachshund homolog 1-like
Exons: 9
Coding region: 425-3499 (1024 amino acids)
Source: RefSeq, a predicted model, not a curated record
AUAAUCAGUUUGCUCUUUGCAGUCAACAAAAGAUCUUCAUUUGUCUUCAUUUCAUCUUCAUUUCGACUUGUAGAACUUUUUUUUAUUUCGAAAUAAAACUUUUUCUUCCUCAAUUUUAUUCACUUCUCAUUCGUAUCUACAUACUAAACAUUAAAUCUCAUCUUCUCAUCAUCAAGCAAACAUAAAUUUCUCUCUCAAUUCUUCAAUCAAAUGUAUCCUAAUCUUCAUCUUUAAUUGAGACAUAAUUUAUUUCAUUUGUGAUUUCCCUCGAUCAUCAAUCUCGACAAUAAUCACCAUCGAUCACCAAUUGAGUUUCGUUUCUAUUCCGAAGUCGAAUUGAAGAAGAAGAAAAAAAGUGUUCUAAUUGUUUCUUGAAAUUGUUCUUUUCUCUUUCUCUCUCAUUGAUUAAUUGUGACUUUUUCAAAUGCAUUCGGGUGUUUAUCGACGUAGUUUAUCACCGACAUCAAGUGGAUCUGAUGUUGAAUCAGAUUCUUCUCAGCAUUCAGGGCCUAAUGAUCUCACCACAUCAAAUCGUUCAAAACAAGGGAUAGUGGGAGUUGUAGGAGGAGGAGGAGGUAAUAAUAAUAAUAUUGGUUCUAAUAGUGGUGGUGGUAAUGGUUCAGGUAAUGGUGGUGGUUCUAAUAAUGGUUCAAAUAAUAACCUCGGUUCAUCAACAUUUCCAACUUAUUCAUCAUUUUAUUCACCUACUCAUCAAUCAGCUGGUUCAUUGGGUCAAGGAUCACAUGGAUCAAGUGGAUCUCAUCAUGGAUCAGCUUGUUCACCUUUCAUAGCAACAAAUGAAUGUCGGAUUAUUGAAUAUCGAGGUGCCCGUUUAGCAGCAUUUCUCUCAGCUAAUCGGACACCCUGUGAGUAUUUACUCUGUUUACCUCAAGCAUUUGAACUGUUUCUCAAACAUCUCGUCGGUGGAUUACACACUGUAUACACUAAAUUAAAGAGAUUGGAUAUUGUUCCAAUUGUGUGUAAUGUUGAACAAGUUCGUAUCCUUCGAGGACUUGGUGCUAUUCAACCGGGUGUCAAUCGAUGUAAACUUUUAUCAACCAAAGAUUUUGAUGUACUUUUCAAAGAUUGUACAACUGCAAGUCGACCAGGUCGUCCACCCAAACGAAGUCCAGAAAGUGGAAUGGUCAGUCCGAUUCCAACGGCCAUACCAGCGACCACUCCCCACAGUCAACAAGGUAAUUCAGUGCCCUACCUGGGAUUCCCACCGACGGGUAAGAAGCCAAGAUACGCUGAUGAUGCAGACUACGGAGCUGAAUCUUUAGAGAUUAAACAAAUACCGGCUAAUAAUUCAAACGGGAAUAAAUCAUCGGCUUCAGCAGCCGCAGCGAUGUUGGCAGCUAAUGGUUAUUCAGCUUUCCCUUUCCUCCAGCAUUUCGGUGCUUCAUCAGCAUCAACACCCACCAGUCAACAACAACAACACCAGCAACAAUUAGUUGCAGCAGCAGCAGCCCUUGGAUUACCUGGUUUACCAACAUCAAGAUUUUCCUCUUCAAGUCCACCCCCUGGUCUUGGAGGAUUAACGAGUUAUCAUGGAACUGGAUCAUCAAAUCAACGAGAUAACAAUUCAAACGGUGAUCUAAAUGGAGAAAUAAAUCCGAUUGCUGCUUAUUUACUGCAAUUAUCCCAACAACAACAACAACAGCAGCAACAACAACAGCAACAGCAACGUCAACGAGAUCAUCAACAAUCAGGAAAUCAACAAUUAACUCAAAAUCAUAAUCAAUCAAAUAAUAACAACUCAUCAACCUCAUCACAUAACAACAAUAAUAACAAUUCAAGUAACAAUGGUAAUCAUCAUAACAGCAACAACUCAUCAACACCAACACUUACAACUGGAUCAGCACUUAAUUUAAGUUCUCGAAGUGCUAAUGGUUCAGGUAUUACUACAGUUAUCGGUAGUCCAAUUGAUGAUAACGAUAAUAAUAAUAACACAAAUAAUAACAAUAAUAAUAAUACAAGUUCGAGAAAUAGUUCUAAUCGUAGUUCGAGUUAUCAUCAUAACUCAAAGGAAUCACGAAGUGGAUCUCAUGGUUUACUGACCAUAAGUACUGUUAAUAGUAACAGUAUUAAUAAUCAUUCAUCAUCCUCAUCUUCUGGUAAUCAUCAUCAUCGAGACAGCAACAAUUCAUUAAGUAUUAGUACAAUUAACAAUACAACAAUUAGUAAUUCACAUUCAACCAAUAAUAAUAAUAAUCGUUUAUCAUCAUCAUCAUCUCGUCAUCAUCGUAAUAACCAUUUAAAUAACAACAGCAAUUUAAACCUUUCAGGUAGAGGAGGAAGAGGAAGACGAAGUGGUCAUCGUGAUGAAGAUGAAGAUGAAGACGAGGAUGAAGAGGAUGAUGAAUCAACUGAUGAAGAAGAUGAUGAAGAUGAUAUCAAUUCAAAUGCUAGUAAUAGUAAUCAUAGUGAUAAUCCAGUCAGUAGCAGUUUCAAUGGUUUAACAUCAUCAUCAAUACGUGUCAUACCCACCGAUGGGACAAUAUCAACUCCCAAUCACAAUACGUCAUCGGGAUCACCGAUUCCGAUACCAAUUGCAGUGGCCACUCAUUCAACGGUUCCAAUGGGACUUUUAACUGGUGGUGUCAGUGUCGGUGGUGGGUCAACCUCAAUCAUGGCUACAGGAGGUGCAACCCUUUCAUCAUCUUCUGGGUCAACCCACCUUUCAUCAUCUCACCAUCACCACCACCAUAAUAAUAGUAAUAAUAAUAAUAAUAAUCAACAAUCAUCUUCAUCACUACCUCAACCUGAACACUGUCUUGAAACACUUUUACGUAACAUUGAAGGGCUUUUGGCAAUAGCGGCACAUAAUGCAAGGCAACAGCAAAGUCAAUUAAAUCAACAGAAAGCUGAAUUAAAAGCUGAACUUGGAGCUGUAGUUGAACGGGAACGUGAAGCAAAGGAUCAACUUGAAAGACAAUUAAAUGAAGAGUCCAAAAUUAGAUUGUUAUAUCAAAAGCGAUACAAGAAAGAGAAACGAUAUCGUCGCAAGAUUGAAAAUGAUCUUGAACAAUUACAACAACAACAGCAACAAUUAAAUCAACAACAUGAACAACAACAGCAGAAAAAAUCAUCAUCAUCAUCAUCUACCUCUUCAUCGUCUUCACAAUUAUCACCAACCUUACGACACUCAUCAUCUUCCAACAAUCAACAACCAAAUCAACAACAAUCAUCAUCAUCACCGACAACAAAAGCAACAACAACUCUCACAGCAACAAUAACAACACCACCAUCGUCAACAUCAUCAUCAUUAACAACAACAACAACAGUCCCCACAACAACAAAUCGCUCAUCACCAACAUCAGCUGAUCAUGAGGUCAGUUCCAAACAACAACAACAACAACAUGGGUCAAGAAGGUCAACUUCAAGAUCACCACCAAACUCACCACUAGAACCCGGAAGUAGAAACACAUCACCAAUGAGCCAUCAAGACAUUAAAACCAACGAUUCUUCCGGUGGUGAUUUAUCAGAUAGAGAUUAAAUUAUCAUCAACUCUAAUUGCAAUUAGAUUUUAAAUUGUUCAACACUUUAAACCUUCAUCUUAAGUCAACAAUUUAAAUUGUGACAAUUAAAAUGUUUCUUUUUUUCUGUGUGUUGAGUGUUAAUCAACUCCCCCGCUCCUCUCUCUCUCUCUUUAUUAUCUUCAUUAAUCAUCUUUACUGAUAAUUAACAACAAUUUGUAAAUAAUCAUCUUCAACAAUUAAGCAGAAAAACAAAACUCAAUCAUGAUCUUAAUCAUCACAAUUAUCAUCAACAAAACAAUAAGGACUUAAUUUGAAACUUGUGCUUGUUUGUAUAACUGUUACAAUUUAAAUUAUUAAUUGUAACUGAUAACAAUUAACUACAAUCAACUAUUGGAAAUUUUCUCUUUUCUAUUUCUAAAUUAAUUGUAAUCAAAUCUAAUCCCGAAAACAAUUAACUCUCAAACUAAAUUAUCUCACUCAAGCUCUUCAUAUUAUCCCAGAGACAAAUUAAUACGACAAAAUUUGAUUAGAUUUUUUUUUUGUUAUCUCUACUUAUAACAUGUAUUAUUAAUUAUUACCAAUUAAUUAGUUGAUCAGUUAAUCAUGAAACAUUCAAAUUAAGUAUCAUAAUUAUUAUUACUAUUAUUAUAUGAACAAAAUUACCAACAAUUAGUUAAUUAAUUAGUUAACUUAAUAAGAAGACAAAUUUCUCAUGCAAAUAUUAUAUUAAAAAAAAACCACAAACAAUUAAAAAACGUAACAAUUAAAUUGAAUUGUGAAAGGUCAGCUAAUUGCCAAUUGAUUAUUGAUUAAUAAUAAUGAUACUUUGAUUUAGUUAAUUGUCACAAUUAAAAUGUUUUUUUCCAAAUUUUAAUUUAGUUUCUCAUCUCUUUUUUUUUGCUCGAAAACUUUUUCCAACUUUAAUUUAUCAAACUCUCAUCAUCGUCAUCAUCAUCUGCGAACUCACAAUUAAAUCAAUAAAGGAAGAGAAAUCAACAUCUACGAUUAUCAAUUUAUCAUCAUCAUUAGAAGACUUUUUUUAAUCAUCAUCAUAAUGAUCAUCAUGAUAAUCGAUGAUUCUUAUUAUUUAAUCAUAUUCAAUUCUGUAAAGUUCAACAUUUUUACUGAUCAUCAUCAUCCCUCAUCUUUAUAUCAUCUUCCUUUAUUUGGCAAUGGAUUGAAUCGUGAUGAUGAAGAAGAUGAUGAUGAUGAUGAUGAUGGUCAUCUCUCUCUCUCCCUCUGAAUGUCACCCACCACACCCGCUCUCUGAUAACGUAACUACGUACAAUAAUAUACAAAAGAAACACAAUUAAAAGUCAACAAUUAAAAAUCAACAAGUGGUUAUAUUAACAAUCAUUGCGAGUUCAU